CGACCAUCACCAAGUCAUUAUCUAUUUGAGCGGUAAGAUCUAAUACACGGCCUAAUCAAGCUAUGCGUAGAUGUACAGAUAUGGACUGCAAGCUUUGUUAUUGCCGAUACAAGUGUUUCAAAACACAUGUACCACAGUCACUAUGAAAGUGCCAUCAUUGCCGACCUACUAGCCAGCAGAUCGGUCACAAGCCGCUAACCAUGCUUGAUGCACGCAGCUCAUGAGGCUCCUGCCUGUACUCGGGUGCGAACUUGUCAUUUUACAGUUUAUCGUCACACGUUGCCUGUACCUCUGGAGAAUAUAUCACAUCAACAUCACGAGAGUUGGUGGCCAAUGGCCCGAAAACAUUACGCCUGAUUUCAGUAACUUCAAAGGACCCGAGGUAUUAAUUCAGCGGCACCUGAUGCAUGCGUACUAUGAGAUUGACCACUCGUGGCAGAAGCCUGGGAUACGGCUCCGCGAAAUCCGAGUUUUUGCUGAAUAGAGCGUUCACCUUUGUGCCAACAGUUGAGGGAAGUCAUUGUGAGGUAUGGAUAUGCACUGAUGAUGGUUAGGAGAAGAUGAGAAGAUGUCACUCCACCACAUGACCCGGCCCGGCUGCUCACAGUGUCAUGUGACAGAUGGUGAAUAUUAAUGAAGCUUAAUCGAG
Suillus clintonianus is the source of this 649-nucleotide messenger RNA. RefSeq lists its product as uncharacterized. The transcript has a single exon. NCBI's taxonomy places the organism in Eukaryota, Fungi, Basidiomycota, Agaricomycetes, Boletales, Suillaceae. The coding region runs from base 221 to 484 and encodes 87 amino acids. The record is from RefSeq and is a predicted model, not a curated record.